Messenger RNA from Megalops cyprinoides (Indo-Pacific tarpon), 3039 nucleotides. RefSeq names its product sodium- and chloride-dependent GABA transporter 2-like. The transcript has 18 exons. Gene Ontology annotation, cellular component: membrane. Gene Ontology annotation, biological process: sodium ion transmembrane transport. NCBI's taxonomy places the organism in Eukaryota, Metazoa, Chordata, Actinopteri, Elopiformes, Megalopidae. The coding region runs from base 1 to 3039 and encodes 1012 amino acids. The record is from RefSeq and is a predicted model, not a curated record.
AUGAGUGAGGCUGGGAACAGUCUGACGAAAUGUAAGACCAAGGCUUUGCAGGAGGAUUCAAAGGCACGACCUGCAGAAAGUCUGGACGUAAAGAAGCGCCAGACACUGACUCAAGCCUUCCUUUCUCGGCAAGCUAUCCAACAGAAGAAGCUAGUGUCGGAGGCAACAAAGCCUCCAGCUGUCGUGCCACCCAAACCCCUCCCAGGUAUUUACAAAGGCAAGGUUGUCCAGUCAAAAGUAAAUUCUUUUAGGAAGCCAGCGGGUAAUGAUGGAGAGGCGGAAGCGAAAGCUGCUGUAAAACCAGCUGUGCCCAAAGUGGAUAUUCAAAAGAGAGGAGUUACGACAGCAGCAAGAUCCAAACCUGUGGCUGCAGUGCCCAAACCCCCUGCACCGAAGCCCUCUGCAACUCUGCCCCCAAGGUCCAAGUCCGUUUCCCACAAGGCACCUGCACCUGCUGCCAAACCUGUGCCAACAACUACCGCUCCUGCACAGACCAUCCUGAGGGUUCGGCUCUACUCUGCUCCCAGCCUCCCUGUCAGUAGCCGUGUGAGGCAUCCCUCAGCCAAACCGGCUUCACAGGCUGAGGCCACAGCCCGCCCAGCCUCCAGCAAGUUCAGUGCCUCCCUGAAGAGGAAGGAGCAGCAGCAGAACAGCAAACCCAAGGCACUGAUGGUGACCACUGACAGGAAAGCCCCCAAGCCUCCUGCAACCAGCACCCUGAGCCAAUACAGGGCUUCCAUGGAGACUGCAGAAGAGAGGAGAGCAAAGCUGGCAGAGUGGCUAACUUCCAAGGGCAAGACGCUGAAAAGGCCACCAAUUGCAGUAGCUGCCUCCAAGACCCUUUCCAGACCAGCAUUGAAGUCUCAGCCAAACCCUGAACCCACUGCAGAGCACAGACAGGUCCCAGAAACUGAAACGGGUGUAAAAUCAGAUACCUUUCCAGAACUUCAACCUUCAGCCUCAACGAAAUCUCACCCUGAACCAAAUGCAAAGCCUGAAACUGAACCUGAAGAAGAACCGGAGCUUGCGCCCUCUUCCACCCCUAACAUUAUGAAUACCACCCUGGACUUGCUGGAUAACUCCGAAAUGGACCUGCCUGUGGAUCCUGAAAUUAGAAUGGAUGACCUUGUUGUUAAUCUUUGCAAUGCCAUGGAAGCAAUGGAGGUUCCCUCAACAUGUGACAGUGAUCCACAGGUACAAGGAGACAAAGGAAGCAUUCUGAAAGAGAAUCAGAGGGACACAUUGAAAGGGAAAGAUGAAAAGGGUGAUUUGGAAGAUGUGAAGAAGGGAGAAAAGGAAGUGAAAAAACAAAUGGAGGAGAGGGGUCAGUGGGGGAGUAAGGCAGAGUUCCUGCUGGCAGUGUUGGGCAGUGUGGUGGGACUGGGCAAUGUGUGGCGGUUCCCCUAUCUCUGCUACAAGAACGGUGGAGGUGCGUUCCUGGUUCCCUAUCUCCUCUUUGUAGUGGCAUGUGGUGUGCCUCUGUUCUUACUGGAGACUGCUGUUGGGCAGUACACCCGUCAGGGACUCGUCACUUGCUGGAGGAGGCUGUGCCCAUUGGCUGAGGGCAUUGGCUACGGGGGACUAAUGAUCCAGCUCUACAGCUGUGUAUGUUACAUCAUCAUCCUGGCCUGGGCUCUCUUCUAUCUCAUGUUCUCCUUCAGCUCCCAUCUACCCUGGGCCAGCUGCGCCAACACCUGGAACACAGCUAAAUGUAUGGACCUCAGGACACAGAACCUCACAGCCAACUGGACCCACCAGACCAACACCACCUCUGCAGCCACUGAGUUUUGGCAGCGUAGAGUGCUGGCUAUUUCAGGGGGCAUCAAGGACAUGGGCAGUAUCAGAUGGGAGCUGGCACUGUGUCUCAUGGCAGUUUGGGUUAUCUGUUACUUCUGCAUCUGGAAGGGGGUGAAGUCCACAGGGAAGGCGGUGUAUUUCACAGCCACAUUCCCAUACCUGAUGCUGUUGGUGUUGCUGGUGCGAGGACUGACUUUACCUGGGGCUUUGCAGGGGAUAGUAUUUUACCUCUACCCUGACCCAGCCCGUCUUGCUGACCCACAGGUGUGGAUGGAGGCUGGAGCUCAGAUUUUCUUCUCCUACAGUAUUGGAGCAGGCUCUCUGACAGUACUAGGCAGCUACAAUACCUAUAGUAACAACUGCUAUAAGGACUGUUGGCUGUGUCUGCUGAACAGUGGAACGAGUUUUGUGGCAGGGUUUGCAGUGUUCUCUGUGCUGGGAUUCAUGGCACAUGAACUGGGUGUCCCCAUUGAGAAGGUAGCAGAGUCAGGCCCUGGUCUGGCAUUCAUUGCAUACCCCCAAGCAACAGCCAUGAUGCCCUUCCCUCAAAUUUGGGCUUCCUGUUUCUUCAUCAUGGUUAUUCUUCUUGGUCUGGACACCCAGUUUGUGUCAGUAGAGGUGGUUAUAACUUCAGUGAGUGACCUGUUUCCUGCGUUGCUGCGCAGAGUGGGAGGCAGAGAGAUCUUCCUGCUGUUCUUCUGUGUUUUCUGCUUCCUAACUGGGCUGCUCAUGGUCACAGAGGGUGGGAUGUAUGUUUUCCAGCUCAUUGAUUACUAUGGCAGUAAUGGGGUCUGCCUACUCUCCAUUACCAUAUUUGAGUCAUUGACUGUGGGCUGGGUCUUUGGGGCAGACCACCUAUAUGAUGUGAUUGAGGACAUGGCUGGUGUGCGCCCUAAUGCCCUCUUCAAAUUCUGCUGGCGCUACCUCACCCCUUUAGUGUCCCUUGGUUCACUCAUCUUCUACUUUGUGAAGUACAAGCCCCUUACCUUUAACCACUGGUAUGUGUACCCUGACUGGGCAUACACACUGGGCUGGCUAAUGGCACUGUCUUCCAUUGUGAUGGUCCCAUGCUGGGGGAUUCUCAAGCUCUGCACUGCCAGAGGCACCAUGAAACAGCGUUUGUCUAACCUGUGUCACCCUGAUGAUGACCUGCCCCUGACACAGAAGCACACAGCUGAACAACAGCCUGUUACUUCAGGAAUGGAGAUGGUAGCGAUGAUAACAGAGGAACCAACUAAGUAA